AUGGAUGCUGAUGAUGACUUGGAUCUGUUAGCCUCCCUCCUGGAAGAAAGUGAGGCUGCCGAGGAGAAGAGUCCUUCUGAGGAGGAAGACAUUCCAGAGGAAGAGAGAGGAGAACCAGAUGAAUACGACGAGCUCUUCGAUGCAGAGGAUGAUGCAUCCUACACUGAGGAGGCUGAUGCUGAGGAUAGUGUGGUCGAGGAGCAGAAGGAGAAUUUGGCUGCAUUGUUUGGAGAUGUGGAUGACCUGCUGGAAGAGGAGGAAGAGGAAGAAGCUGUUGCGACUUCAGCUCCUAGUCAGGCGAAAGAGAAAACCAACCAAGAAUUGCAAGCUGAGCUGAGAAAAUUGCAAGAACAGAUGAAGACGUUACAGGAGCAGUUGCAAAAGACUGCUAUUGGGCAGCCAUCCAGUUCAGAGCCUGAGAAGAAAACCCCUGGUAAAUCACUCUGUCAUCCAUUAAAGGAAAGGAAAGUUCAGAAACUGCAGGAGUCACCGUGUUUCUCGGCCCAGCUGGACAGUCCUUUACCAGCAGCCAAGCGACUAAUCCAGAAAUCAAAGACAUCUCCAGCAGAGACCAAGACUCCUCCUCCACGGCAAGUUCUCAGUUUGGCAUUCCAGCCUCUCAAGUCUGCCCCAGGGAACACAUCCAGUAAAAUGACCAGAGACAAGACUCCUCAGGUGCCCACAUGCUCCAGUGCAACAGCUCAGCCUGUGUCUGUGGAAACCUUCUCUGGACUGAGAUUAAGAAAACCCCGUGUUUCAUCAGCUGAAAUGGAGAGGAAAAUGGCUAAUCGAAAGCUGAUCAGACUGUCACAAAUAAGGAACAAAUCUGCUGGAGAAAAUUUGGAGGAAACAGACUGGGUAACAUUUGGAGUCAUAGUAAAGAAGGUCACUCCUCAGAGCUCAAAUAAUGGCAGAACCUUCAGUAUUUGGCGGCUGAACGACCUACGGGAUCUCAAUCAGUGUAUCUCAGUGUUCUUGUUUGGUGAUGUCCACAAAGAGCACUGGAAGACCGACCAAGGCACAGUCAUUGGGUUGCUCAAUGCUAAUCUCAUGAAACCUAAAGAGGGCUCAGAUGAGGUGUGUUUGUCUGUUGACCAUCCCCAGAAGAUCCUCCUCAUGGGUGAAGCCCUGGACAUGGGGACCUGCAAAGCCAGGAAGAAGAAUGGUGAUCCCUGUGCACAGAUUGUGAACUUGAAUGACUGUGAAUAUUGUCAGUAUCAUGUACAAUCCCAGUACAAGAAGCUCAGCUCAAAGCGGGCAGAUUUGCAGUCCACCUUCUCUGGAGGCCGUGUACCCAAGAAAAUUGCUCGGAAAAAUCCCAGUUUGAAGGAGAGGCUGUGUCAGGAUGGGUUUUACUAUGGAGGCGUCUCUUCAGCGGCGUAUGCGGCCUCAGUUGCAGCAGCUACAGUGCCAAAAAGGAAAAUUCAAACCACUCUCUCCAAUCUGGUCGUGAGAGGAGUUGAUGCAAUUGUCCAGGAAACCAGGCAGAAAAUUGGUGUGGCAAAGAGACCUGCGCUAUGUUCUGAGGAGUUCAAAGAACUGCUGGCACAGCCAACCUUUGGAGCACGAAACCUCUGCAAACACUGGACCAAAGCUGAUGCUGAAAAGAAGCAAGGGGCCAAUUUCCAGUCUAUCUCUGCUUCAGCACUGCUCAGGCAACAGAAACAGAAACUGCUGGAGGCCAGAAAAAAGCGAUCUGAAGAGAUUCAGAGGCGGUUUCUCCAGAACACAAGUAAAGCCAGCUGCUCCACACUUCUGUCCUCCUCCAGACAGUCUUCACUCUAUUCCCCAACACCUGGGGCAGAGUUUCCCAAAGCUGCAAAAAUGUCAACUCCCCAAAGGCCCAGGCUUGGUACAGGCUUCUCAGAAGGAGAAGAUAUCCUCUUCUAUGAUGGGUCUCCACCUCCUGCACCAAAGCUAGACAGCUUGGCUGAAGCCAAAAAGCUAGCUGCAAUACACCGACUACGAGCAAAAGGCCAGAUUCUUGCUAAAACUGAUCCAAACAGUGUCAAGAGGAAAAGAUCUGAUCUUAGUGAUGUCCUAGAAAUUACUGAAAGAGUUGAGAAAAAUGUUGCUCAACCACAGGAAGCAGGAAAUGAUAUGAAUGAACUGGAGCCUGCCCAAAAGAAACGUCGAGAACAGCUGGCCUAUCUGGAAUCAGAAGAGUUCCAGAAAAUCCUAAAUGCAAAGUCCAAGCACACGGGCGUCUUGAAAGAGGCUGAGGCUGAGCUGCAGGAACAAUAUUUUCAGCCACUAGUGAAAAAGGAAGAAAUGGAAGAGAAGAUGAGAAACAUUAAAGAAGUAAAGUGUCGAGUUGUGACAUGUAAAACGUGUAAUUACACCUAUUUCAAGCCUCUGGAGACGUGUGUGCAGGAUAACCAUGACUACCACUGGCAUGAUGGCCUCAAGCGAUUUUUCAAAUGUCCUUGUGGCAACCGAGCUAUUUCCCUUGACAGGCUCCCCAAAAAGUCCUGCAGUACUUGUGGCCUCUUCAAAUGGGAGCGAGAUGGGAUGCUGAAGGAGAAGAAAGGUCCAAAGAUUGGUGGAGAAACACUUUUACCAAGAGGAGAAGAACAACCAAAAUUCCUCAACAGUCUUAAGUGA
Messenger RNA from Rhea pennata, 2604 nucleotides. RefSeq names its product minichromosome maintenance 10 replication initiation factor (gene MCM10). Gene Ontology annotation, molecular function: single-stranded DNA binding; DNA replication origin binding. The transcript has 19 exons. Gene Ontology annotation, cellular component: nucleus; nuclear replication fork. The record is from RefSeq and is a predicted model, not a curated record. Lineage: Eukaryota; Metazoa; Chordata; Aves; Rheiformes; Rheidae. Gene Ontology annotation, biological process: DNA replication initiation; DNA replication. Bases 1 to 2604 code for a protein of 867 amino acids.